Messenger RNA from Pseudoliparis swirei, 9009 nucleotides. It is a transcript of the gene slc4a3, whose product is annotated as solute carrier family 4 member 3. Lineage: Eukaryota; Metazoa; Chordata; Actinopteri; Perciformes; Liparidae. The transcript is spliced from 23 exons. The coding region runs from base 424 to 4137 and encodes 1237 amino acids. Gene Ontology annotation, molecular function: solute:inorganic anion antiporter activity; monoatomic anion transmembrane transporter activity. Gene Ontology annotation, biological process: transmembrane transport; monoatomic anion transport; bicarbonate transport. The record is from RefSeq and is a predicted model, not a curated record. Gene Ontology annotation, cellular component: plasma membrane.
GCCGCCGCCGGACUACCCCUCCGAACUCGCAGGUAAAUCGGUGUCGCGUGACGGCGCCAAAAAGGAAGAAGGAAGCAAACUGCGACUGCGCAUCGAGGCUCGGCUACAGCAACAAAGACACGCACGUGGGCGAGCAGCGGAGAUGACUGGCGAACGUUGUUAUGCCCCCCCGAAGGCUUCCUGGACCCACAGCCGUGAAAGAGAAGGGCUGAUCCUCGUUCUCCCCCAGGUUCCUGUUGCCCUGCGCCCCAUCUUUCCCUCCCUCUCUCUCUCCUCCCAACAGCGCUGACACCCCCACCCGACCCCAUCACCACCUUUUUAAGUCCGUCCAGACCCGUUCCUCCCCAAAGCCACUUCACACCCAGUCUCUCUCCACCGUUUAGUCGAGCUAUCCUCCCCCCCGCUGGCUGCACGCCAGGCCCCAUGGCUGCAGGAGGUCAUGCCCCAGAGAUAGAUGUGUUGAUCAACCUGCGACAGGUGAAGGUGGAGGAGGAAGAUGAGGGUGGCUCGGCGGAGGAACCGGAAGGAGACGAGGAGGAGGGAAACUGGGAGAAAGCGUUGUCCGUCAAGCGCUUCGGCGACAUCAUCAGUGAUUCUGCUUCCGCCGGCGGAGACAAGAUGGGCCGGCACUACACCGAGAAAGACUUUGAAUAUCACAGACACACUUUUCACCACACGCACCACCCCUUAUCCACCCACCUGCCCCUGCCCCAGCGUCUACGAAAGAGGGUGCACGGCACGGACCGGCGGCGCAAGAAGAAGCGGAAGAAAAAAAAGACCUCGCUGCCCCCGUCCGACGUCACGCCCACCAUCCACGAGGUAGACGAAGAGGAGUCCGACGCCGACGGACGGGGAGUGGCCGCCAUGCCCACGGAGCUGCCCGAUACCCAACCACAGUUUAGUUUGGGGAGCCAAGAGGACUUGGUGGAACCCCUUCCGCUCACCGCCUUCCACACGGAAAACGAAGAGCGUCCGUUGGCGAGGAAAAAGUCGCCCGUUCCGAUAAAGGAGGAGGCGCACAACAGGGGAAUUGACGUUCUCGGACCCAACGAGGAGGUGGAUCGCAACAGCGUCCCUGCAGGAUCGGACCCCACGAGCUCGACCCCGAGCCGCGGCUGGUUCCGCAGGAAGCCCGUCCACCAUCGCCCGGCGGGCGUCCAGCGGAGCAACUACGACCUGCGGGAGCGGAUCUGCAUCGGCAGCAUGACCGCGCUGGAGACCGCCGUCUACCAGCAGGUGCCCACCGACGAGGCAGAGGCCCAGAUGUUGGCCAGCGCCGAUCUGGACGACAUGAAAAGUCACCGAUUUGAGGACAACCCUGGGGUGAGACGCCACCUGGUGAAGAAGUCAUCGCGGUGCCUGGUGACCCGAGCCAGCAACAGCUCCCUACCGCUGGCGAGCCUGAAGAAGAAGAAGAGAGCGGCCGAUAAGAAAACCCACGAGAUGUUUGUGGAGCUGAACGAGCUGAUUGUGGAGAAGGACCAUGAAAUGCGUUGGAAGGAACGUGCCCGCUGGAUCAAGUUUGAGGAGGAUGUGGAGGAGGAGACGGACCGCUGGGGCAAACCCCACGUGGCUUCACUCUCCUUCCGCAGCUUGCUGGAGCUUCGCCGCACCAUCACGCACGGCGCCAUCCUCCUGGACCUGGAGCAGAACACUCUGCCCGGCAUCGUUCAUCUUGUGGUGGAGACGAUGAUCAUCUCUGACCAGAUCAGAGCGGAGGACAGACCCAAUGUUCUCCGGGCUCUGCUUCUCAAACACAGCCACCCGAGUGACCUGAAACAUCGCUUUCACCGCCGUCAGUCGACGAGCAGCCUCCACGGCAGCUUCAAUCACAACAACGUGGACAGCAACCUGCCGCUGGUGGCCGAAGAGCCGGAGGAUAGCCACGACAACAAGGGGCCGGUGUACGACCCCAAACAGGACGUGUUCGUCAGCCUGUUUAAAUCUCUCCACCCACUGCCUCCCGAGAGCCAUCCAGCUGCAGCCAGAUCGAUGAAACUCCUCGCCAAGAUUCCCAAAGAUGCCGAAGCGGUCAUUGUUUUAGUUGGCUCUGUUGACUUCCUGCAGCAGCCGGCCAUGGCCUUCGUCAGGUUGAACGAGGCGGUCCUUCUGGAGUCCGUGCUGGAGGUCCCGGUCCCCGUUCGCUUUAUUUUUGUCCUGCUCGGUCCAAGUCAGUCCAACGUUGACUAUCACGAGAUCGGACGCUCCUUCUCCACGCUCAUGUCCGACAAGAAUUUCCACGAGGUGGCCUAUUUCGCCGACGACAGACAAGAUCUCCUGAACGGCAUCAAUGAAUUCUUGGACUGCAGCAUCGUCAUUCCGCCCUCGGAUGUGGAGGGCAAAGACCUCCUGAAGACGGUGGCCGACUUCCAGAAGCAGAUGCUGCGCAAGAGGAAGGAACGUGAGCUCAAGAGGCAUCACUCCACGUUCGGAUUAGAGCAGAACAACAAAGAGGUGAUUCCAGAGGAAGAGGAGGAGGGAGACCAGGAGGUGGACCCAUUGACGCGCUCCGGGAUCCCUUUCGGAGGCCUGAUCCACGACAUCCGCCGCCGCUACCCACAUUACGUCAGCGACCUCAAAGACGCCGUGGACAUGCAGUGCCUCGCCGCCGUCAUCUUCAUCUAUUUCGCUGCGCUGUCGCCCACUAUUACUUUCGGAGGCUUGCUGGGAGAAAAAACAGAGGGCAUGAUGGGGGUGACUGAGCUCAUUGUGUCAACGGCAACUCUCGGAGUUAUUUUCUCGCUACUCGCUGGUCAGCCUCUUCUCAUCAUCGGCUUCUCUGGACCCUUACUGGUGUUUGAAGAAGCCUACUACAAGUUCUGUCAGGCCCAAAACGUUGAGUACCUAACCGGUCGCGUUUGGAUUGGCUUCUGGCUCGUCUUCAUCGUCCUGCUGAUGGUGGCGGCAGAGGGCAGCUUCCUUGUUCGCUACAUCUCACCUUUUACCCAGGAGAUCUUUGCCUUCCUCAUCUCCCUCAUCUUCAUCUAUGAGACUUUCUCUAAGCUCUUCAAGGUGUUUAAGGAGAAUCCACUGAUGGCAAUUUACCCCAGUGACUUAAACCCGGCUACUGCGCAUCACAAGGUGGAUGACCAGAUCUACAAACAGCCCAACACUGCUCUCCUGUCUCUGGUCCUCAUGAUCGGCACUUUCUUCGUUGCUUUCUUCCUCAGGAAAUUCCGAAACAGUCGUUUCUUAGGCGGCAAGGCUAGAAGAAUCAUUGGUGACUUUGGCAUCCCCAUCUCAAUUUUAGUUUCAGUGUUGGUGGAUUUCUCCAUAACUGACACUUACACACAGAAACUCAAUGUCCCGUCGGGCUUCUCCGUCACCUCCCCCGACAAGAGAGGCUGGUUCAUCAGUCCAUUUGGCGAUAAGAAACCCUUCCCCACCUGGAUGAUGGGGGCAUCUAUUGUACCUGCCAUUCUGGUCUUCAUCCUCAUUUUCAUGGAAACACAGAUCACUUCGUUGAUAGUCAGUAAGAAAGAGCGUAACCUGGUCAAAGGCUCCGGCUUCCACCUGGACCUUCUGCUCAUCGUCAUUCUGGGUGCCUUCUGUCCUCUCUUUGGCCUGCCGUGGCUCACCGCGGCCACCGUGCGCUCCGUCACUCACGUCAACGCGCUCACCGUCAUGAGCAAAGCCACGGCGCCGGGCCAAAAGCCCGUGAUCCAGGAGGUGAAAGAACAGAGGCUGACCGGGCUUUGCGUGGCUGUUCUCGUUGGUAUGUCCAUAGUGAUGACGGACGUGCUGCGCCUCAUUCCUCUGGCGGUGCUCUUUGGCAUCUUCCUGUACAUGGGGGUCACCUCUCUGACCGGCAUCCAACUGUACGAACGCAUCACACUCAUGGUCACGCCCGUCAAGCACCACCCUGACCACAUAUACGUCACCAAGGUGAAGACAUGGCGCAUGAACAUGUUCACCAUCAUCCAGCUGGCGUGCAUUGUGGCUCUGUGGGUAGUGAAGUCCACCGAGGCCUCGCUGGCGUUCCCCUUCGUCCUCAUCAUGACGGUGCCGCUUCGCCGCCUCAUCCUCUCGAGGAUCUUCGAGGAACGGGAGCUCCAGGCGCUGGAUUGCGACGAGGAUUCUCCCAACUUCGAUGAAGAUGGACGAGACGAGUACAACGAGAUCCACAUGCUUGUAUAAAUAUAAAAAUUGGACCCCGCCAGUUUGAAUUUCUCCACCCUCCAGCUCUGACCAAUCGGAGCGAGCCUCUCCGGAAAACCUCAGUUGUCUCUGAGUAGUGACAAAGCGAAAGGAGCGACAGUACACGGUGCUUGUAAAAAAAAUAUACAAAAACUAGAGCUGGAAGUUCCCUUCAAACCUUUGUUUAUUCCAGUGUUGUGUUCAACUCCCUGAGUCGGAGCACCCUACCUGAAGUGGAUGGUGCAAAAUCUAGCAAAGGAAUCAGCCUACAUGAAUACUUUAUUGAACUUUUUUUAUCCUCUCCUAUCCCUUUAAUUACUCUGCAGGUUCUGGGGCUCGAGUGCAAUGAUCAUGGCGACCUACGGCCGGAUCAUCUAGACUUAUUUUCGUCCUGAAAGGGGGAUAGAUUUGCUUUCAUUUAAUUUUCUUCCAGGAACCAGAUUUUUUUUUAAUCAAAAUGCAUAAUGAUGAAUAACUUCAAACUCAAAGCCCUUGAAUUUCACCGCCUGCGUUAGCUUAGCUGCCUUUAUACUACUGCCCUCGCCGAUAGGUUGCAAUGAUGUGCAAACAAGGAGUUAAGUAGUCCUUUCCCUUUCUGUACAGACUUUUAGUAAUGAUCACUUUGACUGGGCAAAAGUUCACUUCGGUGGCUGCCAACUGAGCUCCUGGCUCAAAGCCUCCUCUCUAAAUGUAGACUCUCCCCUUGAAGCCAACCAGAGACUGUGCAAGCUUCUUCAAGGGGGGGGGGGGGGGGGUCAACGCCCAGCAUACCAGCCCACUGACCCCGUUGUUGUGAACUCGGAUGUAGAAGCAAAUAGUGGACACGGGUGGUGUCAACCUUAUUUUUCUACUCUGAUUUAUUUAUUUUGUGACCUUUCGGGAUUCAACGCCAUGCCAGAAGUUUGUACUCCCGAAAGUUCAAAUCGCUGGGAGAGUUAUUAUACAAUUUAAGAAAAUAACAUUGUGUAGGUGGACAGAUUCAGACGUUUAUUCUUUCAGCUUCAUCCGGCUAUAUUUCCAACGCGUCGUGGUGCAUUUUUGUCAGGGAUGUCGUGAAUAAUGUAGUAACGCACUUAUCAUAGGCACUGAGCGCACACACAAGCACUGGAAACACCGGGACACGGGUAACUGAUGCGUUAUACGGUAAGCUUGGAAUUACAAUGUACCAUCUGUUUUGAAAUACCACAAGAUUUAUUCUUCGCAUCCCGUAUUGCCGAGCCCGCUGUAGGAUUUGAAAUAACCGAAUAGUCCUGACACGUGAUCGGAGAAACACCAGUUGUCAGAGCUACUGUACAUAGAAAUGAAAUAAAUUUUCACAAGAGACUUACACAAGUAAAACACUUUUUAUUUUUUUGCGACAGUCGUAUUUUAUGAAGAAGAGGAAGACGUUGAUGGGAUUUGGGCUCAAAGGCCGGUGAGUUAAAGACUCCACUCUCACACACUUUCCACUCCAAAUACUUAGUUUCGGAGCAUUCUAUGGAUGUUGUUGGCGCUAGAUAGGAAGUAGAAAAAAGGUGUUGGCACUGUCACUAUAAGUUUAUAUUUUGUCUCUAAACAUGACUUUUUAAGUAAUUUGCACGGUCCUUCUAGCUUCUAUCUUUGCCCCUUUUCAUAUUUAUGUGUGUUGAAUUCUCCACUGUUAAAGACAUUUAAGGUGGAUUUAGGAAAAAGACACCGUGAGGUUUCCAUAAAUAACUAUUAAAAAUGGCAAAAAUAGAAAACAAAAUCAUGUUUUUACCUGAUAAUAAUGAUUGCUCCUGCACGUAUACACUCAACUCCAAAAUUAAAGCAAAAUUGCAUUCUGAGUGAAAAAACAAAUAUUCAGGGUCAGAAGUGAAGAGUAGUUUUUGUAUGCAAACCAUAUUAGUGUAUUUCAUUUCACAUAACCAUGUCCAAGCGAGAAUUCUGUCUCAGGGGAAACUGACCUUCGAUCUGUAAAUAUCACUCCCACGCCUUUUAGUUUGUUGUCUCUUGUGUGUACACAAAGCGGUCAAGGCAAUCAACACUCGCGAUGUAAAAACAUAGUUAUGAAAUGGAGAAAAUGAAUACAAGUGAAGAGAAUUGAUGUGGAAUUAUGCUGUGAAUGAAUCCCCCAAUGCUACACCUGCUGUGGUCUGUAUUUAAUGAUGCAGCGAACGGGUCACAGAAUGUGGUUUAGCGCUCUAUAGGAGCGUCAUUCAAAAAUAGGCUCAAUGGACCUUUUCAACCACGUGUUUAUGUGUCAGGGUUUAAAAAUACAAGGGCAAACAGAGUUAUCUUCGUUAUUCUCCAUUACACCUUGGCCCGUGAUAUUAUUGAAUGUAAAUGUUUUCCACGUCGGAACUGGCAAAGCUGAUUUCCCAUUUUUCUGCGGUCCAAAAGCUAUUGAGUGACCAAAAAAAGACGUUUGAGCACACAAGAGCUAUUUACGUUGUAGAUACAAGCGAUUUUAAAUACUGAGAUUUAGCUAACCAAAAUAAUUGUAAAAAAUGUGUAAUAUAAAUAAAUUACCCCCUCUAUUCAAAUAAUCUACAGUUCUAUUAUUAGCCUAUUUUUGUAACGUUUGUAUUCAUUUUGAACAAUUAUAUGGAAGAGUGACAUUAUCACCCCGUCUUUUGAUCAGUUUAUUAACAUAAAAUAGUCGCACACGUAGCAUUGCUCUACAGCGCUACUUGUGGUGAAAAACGGUUCUUUCUUAAAUCCACUUAAUUAAAAGGUUUAAAACCAGCGCACCAUAUAUUUAGUUUCCUGGUUGUGUGUUUUAUUACAAUCCCCCAAGGCGCCACGUUAAGACCGAUCCAAGGAUAUCGGAAAAGUAAAAAAAGAAAAUUAAUAAUGUGAUUUGCAAGGCGGUGGCGAUGUGACUCCUGAUUGAAAGAUGAACUGUAGCUACAAUUCCAAAUUCCAAGAACAAAAUUCAUGAACUCUGUUUUGCUGGAAGCGAGGCUUCCUCUUCACUCCAUCUUCGAAGUCACGCUCCGGGUUGUUUUUGGCUCUUCCCAUCCCUUUGAUGUUAACUCUAGCUGAAAGCUGAACGGGCCAAUGUAAUUGACCUGGAGUCUCAUCUGGUAGGAAGAUUUUAAUUGUGACCUUAAUAGCUGGACGCGUCUACGUCUCGUUGACGGCGGUUGGCCGACGUGUGCUGGCGAGCAGUUUGACGUUUUCAAGACCUCAGGCGGCUGAAUUAGCUCGAGAGAACAGGGUCUUACACAACAACUUUAUUUCGGGGCUGAUGAAUCGGUCCAUGGCGACUCUCAACUUUAUUGAAACGUUGAGUAAUGUUAUGCUCAAUUCCCCGCGACCCUAAUGAGGAUGAAGCGGUAUUGAUAAUGGAUGGAUGGAUGGAUUUUACAUUUUUGUUAUUGAUUGACUUCCAUGCUAAAGCAGCAAGCUAACAAUCUCAUAAGUGGACAAUGUUCUGAAAAAACAAGUAUUAGAUGGGACACUUUAGGAUUAAAAUCAUGAUUCAUGACCUUUGACCCCGGUAGCUGGCAUCCCAGUCUGGAGCCCAGUGGAACGGUAUUAUUUGGUGAGCUGGUGAAAAGAGCCAUACGGGUCAUUGUUCUCUUGUCUGAUGAUAAGCGUGGAAUCGUGGGUAUUAUUAAAGAUAAUAAAAGAAAAAACUUUUUUUUUGUGAACCUCAAAAAAUGUCUAUGUCAAUGUUCUGAGUUCACCAGAUUUAGUCACCUUAUACCACCACGGUAGCGGGGUAGACCACCCACCCCAAAAUCUAAGAACUGGCUGCGUUAUUAAUUUAUAACCUCUUUAUAAUUCAACAUCUUUUGGUUUGAGUGAAGACGUCUGGAGUGGUGCGUUAGCUUCAACCAUCAUUUCACUAUAAAUCCAUAUGUGAGCAAUUCGAUCCGCUAUUACGAGGAAGGUUCACAGUGACAGACGAGCAGAAUUAUAGUCGAUGGGUUAUUUUAGAAACUGCAGGAAUGCCGUUCAUUUUUCUUUAAUUGCACUGCAUACCAAAAAGGAUUAGUUCCUCACCAGGAAUAUUUUCCUAAAUCCGGUUUUCAUUGUUAUAUUUGUGUUGAUUUCAUGGGUUUUGAAUUAAAUACUAAUCCUUUGUGUGUGUGUACUCUUUUUUUUUUUCUUAAUGGAAAUUCUCUCGUUAAUAUAAGGAGGUUUUCAUUUCAUAAAGGUUUUAUUUCAAUGUUGUGACUUUCAGGAACACAUACACAUUUUUUUACAUCCAAUUAAAGCUACGAUUGCCAUAAAAGUUGCAUUAAGCAAUUGUUUAAAUGUCCUUAAAAGCACAGGAAGUAACUUUACAACAAGCUUAUAGUAACUUCCAGUGGAAACAGAGUAACGUGGCCAUCCCAUUGGAUUACUUUACGCCCAACUAUUAAACGCUUUCUGCUCUACUUCCUGUUUCUGCCAUGCUGUGCGGACAGACUACAACUAUGAUUUACAUUUUCAAAAUUGUCAAUAGAGGCGACAUUGAAAACAUUUUUUUUUUUAUUGUUUUGAUGGCACACGGCGCUACACAACAAUCCCUCGAUGUACACUCUUCUGAUGACAUACUUGUAAAAUGCAGAUUGUGUGCCUCUAACGCAGACACUUCUAGCUGUAAAGAGGUUUUCAGUCAACAGUUAACAUUGUUUUUUGUCUGGAAUAAAUAUUUAUUAUGUGUUUCAAAUACAAAAAUAACCUCUUUUUUUCAAUACAAUACAGAUUAUUCAAAUAUAAAGUUGUCAAACAUUAAGGUUUUAUUUUCCUCAACUCACUCGGUGUCAGAUGGGCGGAGUUCAUCAUAUAUGACAUAAUAAUGAGUUCCAGAAAGUUCAUUCACAGCUACAAGUAUUUAUACAGUCAAGUAUGAAGCUCUACCAAAUGUAUGUUAUAUGUGUGUGUAUGACUAUUGGAAUAAAAGUAUCCAUAACUGUU